AUGCCGAGCUUUCGCGCCAGCAACAUCCUGGGUGACCCGUUCGCCCUGACGACGUUGUCCAUCUCCAUCUUGGGGUGGCUCAUCGCUUUCAUCUCAUCUGUCGUGUCGGAAACCCAACCUAACAACGGCUACCCUAACUAUGAUUGGUGGGCGAACUCAUACAUGUUCUGUGUGAUUCUCGGUCUGAUUGUCACCUUUGGCACAGACACGUGCAAUGUUUACGGCGUCGCGAUUGUUGGCUACCUUGCGUGUGGCUUGGUCUUGACUUCGACCAGCGCAAACAAUUUGAUUUACAGCCACUUGGGAGCCGAGCAAGCUGCUGGUGCAGGCUUCAUCCUGCUUUCCAUGGUGAUUGUUAUCUGGAUCUUCUACUUCGGCUCCUCGCCCCAGGCUACCCACCGCGGGUUCAUCGACUCAUUCGCCCUGAACAAGGAACAACCCGAUCCCUCUUCUUACCGCGGCAGCCGCCCCAUGUCUAGCGCAUUCGGUGCUCGCCCAGAAACCAUGGCCACCAGCAACACCCCACAGAUGUACACCUCCGCUCAACUGAGCGGCUUCGAGACCUCCUCUCCCGUCUCCGGAUUCCCCGGUGGAGCCCCCGGCGCUGAGCGCACCUCCUCCGCCCGCUUCGGAGGCACCAGCCCCGCGCCUGGCACCGCAAACCAAGAGCCCAGCGAGGUUCCCCAACCCACCGAAUACCCCUACCGCGCAAAGGCGAUCUACUCGUACGACGCGAACCCCGAAGACGCGAACGAGAUCAGCUUCGCCAAGCACGAGAUCCUCGAAGUAUCCGAUGUCAGCGGCCGAUGGUGGCAGGCACGGAAAUCAAAUGGAGAUACCGGCAUAGCGCCCUCCAACUACCUCAUCCUCUUGUGA
Messenger RNA from Penicillium odoratum, 876 nucleotides. RefSeq names its product osmosensor SHO1 (gene sho1). Bases 1 to 876 code for a protein of 291 amino acids. Gene Ontology annotation, molecular function: protein binding. NCBI's taxonomy places the organism in Eukaryota, Fungi, Ascomycota, Eurotiomycetes, Eurotiales, Aspergillaceae. The transcript has 3 exons. The record is from RefSeq and is a predicted model, not a curated record.